AUGAUUCCGGGCACUCUAACCGUCGCCCUAGCGGCCUUUCUGUUCCUGGCCUCUGCCUUGGCAGAUGUAGGACCCUAUUUCGAUUCUGAAUUGUACGAACAGGGUAGACUGGGAUCAUGGCCCAUUGAGACAUAUCGUUCGACUUCCACCGUAGGGGCAGCCGUCAACUUUCUGCAGUAUGGGCCACAAUGCAGAGAUGACAAGUAUUACUUCAUCUCUCCGCGCGGGUAUAGCGUGCAUAAACCCGGGCCGAUGAUCCUAGACCACAAGGGUCGCUUGAUCUGGACGAAGCCCUACGGCCACACCUACAACUUCAAUGUCUACAACUAUAAGGGCCAGGAUUAUUUGACGUUCUGGGUGGGCGACGACGGUAAGGUGGGACACGGCGAGGGCACAUACUACAUGCUAGACUCCUCGUACCAGGAAGCUUUCACCCUCAGUGGUGCGAAUGGGCUUGCAGCAGAUCUUCACGAGUUCCACAUCACCCUCGACGAGACUGCAGUUUACACCAUCUAUGACAUCCGCCCGGCAGAUAUCCGGGUCGCUGGCGGUCCUGAGAAUGGCUGGAUCUGGGAUGGCACGUUCCAGGAAGUUAACAUUGAGACGAACGAGCUCCUCUUCGAAUGGCGAGCCUCCGAACACUUCGACAUCGCCGACGUCUAUCGAGGUCGCGAAGGCUCAGGGGAGGAUAAGGAACGCCCGUGGGACUAUUUCCACAUCAACAGCAUCGACAAAGACGCCAAAGGCAAUUUUCUUGUCUCAGCCCGCUACUGCAACUGCCUGAUCUAUAUCGACGGUCACACAGGCGGAACUAUCUGGACUCUAGGCGGCAAGCGAAGCAAUUUCACCGAUCUUUCAGACGGCGCAGCUACUAAUUUCACCUGGCAACACCACGCCCGCUUCCGCGACAAUGGCACAGCAAUCACCCUCCUUGACAAUUCGUCUCGCGGCAGAGGCGCACCCCAGUACCCAAGUCGAGGCCUCUACCUCGACAUCGACGAAACCAACAUGACCGUGCAAGUCCGACACGAGUACUGGAACGAAUACCCGAUCAAAAGCCAAUCCCAAGGCUCCAUCCAAAUCCUCGACAGCGGCAACGUCCUAGUCGGAUACGGUUUCAGCGCCGCAUGGACAGAAUUCAGCAUGGACGGCGAAGUCCUCUGCCACGCCCACUUCGCACCCGGACGAGACUUCCACACAGGCAAAGUCGUCUCCUACCGCACCUUCAAACACCCCUGGGUCGGCAAGCCGAACACCCUUCCGGACUUCGAAGUAUACGCCUAUCGCGCCGCAGCCAGUUGGAACGGCGCCACAGAAGUCUCACAUUGGGUCUUAGAAGGCACCAACGAAAAGAUCUCAGAAACAGCACAACCCACCUUCCUAUCCGCCGUUCCGAAAGACGGCUUCGAGACAGUAAUCCCCAUCCCGAACGACGCAAAAUAUAAGUACCUACGCGUCCGCGCCGUUAGCGCAAGAGGCGAGACCCUUGCCGCUAGCAAGUUGGCAAGAUGGGACCCUACUUCCAACGAAGCAGUCGUCGUGAGUGGUGAUAGCAACGAUCCCUUCUUUGGCGACAGUGACAAAAUCUAUGUCAUUUUCAUAUUCCUCACGAUUGCGCUGUUCUCCACGGCAGCGAUCGGCGCGUUUCUAUGGUUCGGCGUCAAGAAGGGCUAUCUUGUGUCGUGGUUACGGAGCCGUCGACGGGACGAAAAAGAUAAGGAACGCGGGAACUUCCAGCCUUUGAAGCGCUUCGGUGGAGAUGAGGAACUGAGUGAUGUAGAGGUGGAGGAUAGUGUUGAGUUUUCGGCGUUGUUGGGAGAUCAGUUGUUGGGUUCGGGGCCGGAUGUGGAGAGGGCGGGGAGUAUGGAUGUUGUUAGGAGGUGA
This is a messenger RNA of Aspergillus neoniger CBS 115656, 1884 nucleotides long. Its product is annotated as arylsulfotransferase family protein. The transcript is spliced from 2 exons. The record is from RefSeq and is a predicted model, not a curated record. Bases 1 to 1884 code for a protein of 627 amino acids. NCBI's taxonomy places the organism in Eukaryota, Fungi, Ascomycota, Eurotiomycetes, Eurotiales, Aspergillaceae.